AUGGCAGAACCUAUAACAGCCGUGGUCUUUGGUGCCGGGGUGAUUGGGCUGACGACAGCCACAGAGCUCCUGCGCCAGUAUCCCACAGCCUCGAUCACCGUGGUCGCGAGACAUCUUCCGGGAGAUCAAUCCACUGGAGACUAUUGCUCCAGCUGGGCAGGCGCAAAUUGGAUCUCGUACGAUGACAAUUGGGGUUGCCAAGCAGCAUACGAGAAGGCUUCGUUCCAGCGCUUCCGAGAUCUUGACUUGCGCAGCGGGGUGAAAAGAGUCCCUCUGCGUCUUCUUUAUGAUGAUGAAGAUAUCAAAAUACACGGAAAGGAGGGAUUACGACAGAAAUGGUACCGGGAUCUUGUCGGCGGCCUGGAGGAAGUAAACUCAGGGGAUUUGCCGGCAUGGGCAAGCCUAGGCCUAGAUUUAACGACCUUCAUGAUCAAUCCCAAUGUCUAUCUUCCGUGGCUGCAGUCACGUCUUCUCCACGCUGGAGUGCAAUUUUUGCGGCGAUCAUAUGAACAUAUUGACGAAGUAUUCGAAGAUUUUCCUUCCGCCACUACUGUGUAUAACUGCUCGGGGCUGGGUGCAAGAACCCUAGGAGGCGUUCAAGAUGAGAAGGUUCAUUCUAUCAAGGGACAAACGAUACUCCUUGCCGAACCAAAAAUUCCAGUACCACGCAUGUACAUGCACAAAAUAAACAAGGACGAGUUUACUCACGUAUUUCCACGCCCGCUUGGUGGCGGGAUUAUUAUCGGAGGCAUUCGAUUGCACCAUGACUAUGAUGAAAAGCCGGAUAUGCAGCUUGCUGAAAGAAUCAAGCGACGUGCAUGCGAUAUUUGCCCCGAAUUAGGACGCCCCGAGAACCUCAAGGUCAUCCGCCAUAAUGUUGGCUUCAGACCGAGUCGACAGGGAGGCGUGCGCAUUGAACGAGAGAAGCGCGGCGGAAAAUGGCUUAUUCAUAAUUAUGGUGCAGGGGGAACGGGAUAUCAGGCUUCUUGGGGAAUGGCAGAGCAUGCAGUGAAAUUGUUCACCGAGACGACUCUCGAAAAAGCGAAAUUAUGA
Molecule: messenger RNA, 1053 nt
Organism: Talaromyces rugulosus
Lineage: Eukaryota; Fungi; Ascomycota; Eurotiomycetes; Eurotiales; Trichocomaceae
Exons: 5
Coding region: 1-1053 (350 amino acids)
Molecular function (GO): D-amino-acid oxidase activity; FAD binding
Source: RefSeq, a predicted model, not a curated record